AUGUCGACAGAUGUUGUAAUCUGCAGUGAACCAUGUUGUUCAAGUACUGAUACAUUUUUAUGUGUAAAACAUUGUCAACGUUAUGUGUGUUUUGAUCAUUUACAAGAACACCACCGUGUAUAUGAGCAAGAAAAGAAUGAUUUACCAAAUGAACUUCGUCGAAAAAUUCAACGACGUUUUUCUCUUUAUAAUAGACUUAUUGAUGAAAUAAAAUUAAGUGAACAAGAAAAACGUGAUAUUGAAAUAGCUUGUACAGAAAUACGACGUACAUAUGAACAAAGACGACAUGAUUAUCAUCAAUUAAAAAUAGACGCAACAUCUGUGCUUGAAUCACAAUCAACAACAAACGAUCUGAAAACAUAUUUAGAAAAAUUAGAUGUUGCUAUUGAACGUGAACAACAACGAGAACGUGUUUAUUCAAAUUCAGACGCCCCCGUUAACAUUAAAAUUGAACCGAAUGAAUUUAUGGAUAGUAGAGAUUUUGAUCAUCCUGAAAGUAAUCAUGCAGAUUAUAUUGCAUCAAAUUCUUUAUCGAACAGUACAAGUUUAUCAAUGGAAAAUAAAGAUAAUAAAUCUGAAGAUUCAUUGGCGGAAGAAGGAGAACCUAGUGAUACUAAUUUUAGUGAUAUCGGUGAACCUGAUUCAGAUUAUGAAGAUAAUCGUCGACAUAAGGCAUCAAACAAUCAUUCAUCAUCAUCUUCAUCAAAUAUAAAUCAAUCUGUAACGAUAUAUCGUGGUCCAUGUCCUUUAAUACGUUCUGGUGUUUUUGGCAUUCUUCCAAUUCACAAUGUUCGUUUAUGCGAAGGAAAAUCGAGUUGUCUUUAUAAUCAUUUACAAAGUUUUCAUCAUAUGACAGCCCGUAGUGCAUAUAAAGUUUGUAAAGCUGUUUUACGACAACGUGAUCCAGUUGUAACCGUACUUUUUGGUUCAAAAGAUGUUUUAUAUAAUAAAAAUUUUCAUAUGGCAUGUCCAUUUAAUCAAGAUUCAAAAAAUCCCUUUGAUUGUCAACCAAAAUAUAUAAUAAAAGCUCCAUGUUCAUCAAUAAUAUCGCGUCUUGAUAUGCCAAGACAUUUACGUGAUGUUCAUCAUGUUUAUCGAUCAUGUGCAUUGAAAAUAGUUGCUGAAAUGCGGCGUUCUACAAAAACUUUUGAUAAAAAUAAUCCUGUUCAAUUAAAUCGAAAUCUUUUUGAUAAACAAGAAAAUAUUAUUGAAUUAACUGAUGAAAAAAAUCAUUCACAAAUUGGUAAAAAAAUUAAACGACAAAAAUAA
Rotaria sp. Silwood2 is the source of this 1269-nucleotide messenger RNA. Lineage: Eukaryota; Metazoa; Rotifera; Eurotatoria; Philodinida; Philodinidae. The record is from the annotation of a GenBank genome assembly.